Messenger RNA from Emiliania huxleyi CCMP1516, 543 nucleotides. RefSeq lists its product as hypothetical. NCBI's taxonomy places the organism in Eukaryota, Haptophyta, Isochrysidales, Noelaerhabdaceae. The record is from RefSeq and is a predicted model, not a curated record. Gene Ontology annotation, cellular component: plasma membrane. Bases 1 to 543 code for a protein of 180 amino acids. The transcript has 2 exons.
AUGUCGAUGGUGGGCGGCGGCGGCAGCAGCAACGACGGCGAGCCGGACCUAGCGAGCGGCGUUGCGGCGCCCAAAGGCAUAUACAUGCACGGUAGCUCUGGGUGUGGAAAGUCGAUUCUCAUGGACCGCUUCCUCGCGCCGUCGAUCCUCCCUCCCGAGGGGGCUUCGGAGGCGUGGGUGCGCCGCGUGCAUCUGCACGAGUUUCUGAUGGAGGCGCGCCGGCGAGCGCGCACGCUGCUCCGCGUGGCGUGGCGUGAGAGGUUGCCGUGCCCCGCUCCAGAGUUCUGGGGCGGGCUGCUCGUGGCCAUCGGCCUUCUCACGCGGCCGGCCUCGCUGCUCCUCUUUGCCACGAUGGCGUGCGCAGUUUACUUCCACCUCGCAUCGACCGGACUCCAGGGCUUCCCGCUCGGCCAUGUGGAGAACUACAGCUACAAUUUCGAGGAGCCCGUGCUCUACGCGCUGAUCUUUUGGCUCCUGUCCAAGACCGGAGCCGGCUCGAUUUCCAUCGACGAGAAGAUUGCUCAGGCCUUUGACGCAGAAUGA